Zingiber officinale is the source of this 714-nucleotide messenger RNA. RefSeq lists its product as uncharacterized. Gene Ontology annotation, molecular function: nucleic acid binding. The record is from RefSeq and is a predicted model, not a curated record. Lineage: Eukaryota; Viridiplantae; Streptophyta; Magnoliopsida; Zingiberales; Zingiberaceae. Gene Ontology annotation, biological process: DNA integration. The transcript is spliced from 2 exons. Bases 1 to 714 code for a protein of 237 amino acids.
AUGAAGGCUAUGUUGAGCAGAUAUGGGGUUUCACAUAGAGUUGCUACUCGUUAUCAUCCCCAAACAAAUGGACAAGCUGAGGUGUCGAAUAGAGAAGUGAAAGCAAUUUUAGAGAAAACUGUGAGGCCUGACAGGAAAUAUUGGAGCAAGAGAUUAGAUGAUGCACUUUGGGCUUACAGGACGACUUUCAAGACUCCUAUAGGGAUGUCUCCAUACAGGAUGGUUUAUGGUAAAGCUUGUCAUCUUCCGGUGGAAAUCGAACAUAGAGCUUAUUGGGUAGUUAAAGCUUGCAAUUUUGAUGCUAUUGUGGCAAGAGAAGAGAGGAAAUUGCAACUCCAAGAACUCGAGAAGAUUCGAAUAGAAGCAUUUGAGAACUCAAGGAUCUACAAAGAAAAGACCAAGAAUUUUCAUGAUAAGCACAUUGUAAGCAAAGAAUUUAAUAUUGGUGACAAGGUGCUCUUAUAUAGGUCACGACUUCAAUUGAUUAAAGGUUCGUUGAGAUCUCGUUGGGAAGGACCUUAUGUUGUGACUAAUGUAUUUUCUUGUGGAGUUUUUGAGAUUAGGGAAGAGGCUACCAACCGGAUUUUCAAGGUGAAUGGGCAUAGACUCAAGUUGUUUCAUGAGAUUGGCAAUGGAGAGGUGGAAGUUUUGAAGCUUACAGAGAAAGAGUUUCAGGAACUGAUGCUGAAUAGUGCUAAUGGAGCUGGGAUAUAG